AUGUCAGACGUGCAGCUGUGCGAUGAGGUCACGAAUGCGAAGCGUCCGGGGGAGCUACUGGCAGACAGGAUGGACUCCCUGCACUGCGCGCCUUUUGACAGCCGCAGGCAGGACUCCCCGAGCAUGAUGCCAGCUUCCAAGCGCCAACGUGUCUCCCCACGCUUGCCGGUUCCCUCGGAGGUGUCCGAGCAGGCUGAAGGAGAAGGUGCAAGUGAAGCGCAAGCCAGCUCCGACUGGCGAAUGGUUCUGUAUCACGACCGGAAUGUAGUGCUUUUCAACCCCGGCGAGAAGCCUGCCUUCCGCUCGCGUAGGCUCUCCGUGGACGAAGCAGCGCCUGGAACCGAGUUGUCGAACCGCUCGGGACGAUGCCCUCUCUGCAGGCAGACCGUCGACGCCCGCUUCGCGUUUGCGGCGCAAGCAUACUUCGAUCUCUUGCAAGGACUGUUCCGCAGCGGUACCCGGGAUCCGGAGGGCGAAGACAUCGAUCUGCUUGCGGAAAGUGACCUGUACAG
Messenger RNA from Symbiodinium sp. CCMP2592, 512 nucleotides. The record is from the annotation of a GenBank genome assembly. NCBI's taxonomy places the organism in Eukaryota, Dinophyceae, Suessiales, Symbiodiniaceae.